AAUCUAUUGAAAAAAAAUAAGAAUACAAUAUUGAUAUAAAGAUAUAAUGGUUUUAAUACAAAAAUCACCUGCCGCGUAUUUUGAAAGUUAAACCUCUUUCCUUUCCAUUCACUAUAUUGAAGAAGAGAAUUAGUUUUCGCCGUUUUUUUAUCAAAAAAUGUUUGCCGUUAAUAAUUUAUAAAAAAAAACUUUCACUCAAAAAGUUGCGGCUGAAGGUUUUAAAACAUUUAUUUAGAAUUUGUGAUACCGAAUAUUUAGUUGGAAAAGUAAAGCUAUCGUUUUCGCGUGUUUUGAUAGACAGGAAAGGAAAUAGAAUUGAUAAGGAGAAUUUUUGGAUAGCCCGACCUGGGAUAUAGUGAGGAUUAUAUGCAAUCUUGAGAGAAUGAUAUUUGGAAGUGGUAGUUUAAAAUGUCUUUUUUUGUAAAGUUUAAAGUUCGGAGAGAAAAACAAAAUGGAAAUAAUCAAAAUGACAACAUAAAUAAAAGAUACAGUUAUAUAUAAUAUUUAUCACAAGCAGGAAACAAAUUGUAUUGGAAAAAAACCCUGAGUGUUCACGAAAAAACUGGGAGGAAUUUAAGUUUAAUUUUGUGCGUGUUUGAAUCAUGGGGAAGGUUUUGCAGCAACAGAACAUCCGUACACUGCUACUGAUCACUUCAACAGUUAUAUACAUGCUGUUAGGAGCGGCUGUGUUUAGUGCUCUAGAGUUCGACGAACACGUGUCUCAAAAGAAAAAGUACCUCAAUAUAUAUAAACGUUUGAUGGAGAGAUAUAACAUGUCGUCGGAAGAUGUGGAGGAAUUGGCGCGUUAUUUACAUAAACGGAGACAUGUGGAGUGGUCUUUGGAACCGUGGAGUUUUGCUGGAUCCGUUUAUUUUACAUCUGUGACUAUUACAACAAUAGGAUAUGGACAUUCAGUUCCACAGACAAUCAGCGGGCAAAUCUUUUGCAUGUUGUACGCUUGUAUCGGUAUACCAUUAAAUUUAACGAUGUUCCAAGCUAUUGGCGAGCGUAUGGGCGUUUUAAUGUCGUUCGUAUUACGCCGUAUCAAGCGUUGUCUUGGUCUAAAAAGUCGCGAUGUAUCUUUAAUUCAUUUAGUUGCACUUGGACUGAUUAUUUGGUUCGCUUUCCUAUGCGCUGGUGCCGCCAUGUUUUCUCAUUACGAAAGAUGGGAUUUUUACCGAUCACUGUAUUACUUUUUUGUUACCUUAACAACCAUUGGUUUCGGGGACAUGGUAGCUUUGCAAGAAGUUAACAGGAAACACCCUUCGAACGGAGCGUACAAUUCUAAGACUUUAUACAUCGCUUCAACGUUAAUAAUGAUAUAUGUUGGACUAGCUAUCGCAUCUUCAGUGAUAAAUCUACUAGUGAUGCGACUUAUGGAAUUACAACAACCGAAAAGAACCCGAAGAACCAAUGUAUCUUGGAGAAAUAGCGGACCUAGAUGUAGCCACUGUAAGCACAAAGGACAAGUGAAUUGCUCAGAAGAUGCUUCAACGAACAUUGUGGAGAAUGAAUCGAUAAUGAUUUUACAAAACUUUGAGGAGGAACUAGCCUUUACGUCAUAUAAACAAAUUCAAGAGAAUAACUUACCAUUUUAGCACGAAAGUUUUCUUUUGUUUUCUUGUGUAUAUAUUUGUACAUAUAUACAUACGAUUAAUUGCAGAUAUAAUUAAAUAAUUUGUGUCAUAUAUCUGUCUAUAUAUAUAUAUUAUAUAUAUUUGUUGUUAUUUUGUUGAGUUUUUAUUAAUUGGUACUUUAAUUUUGGAGUGUUUAUAUUGCCAAAAAAUGAUGAAAGAUUGUAUAAAGCAUUUUUUGCAACAAAAUUAGUAAAUACU
Hydractinia symbiolongicarpus is the source of this 1835-nucleotide messenger RNA. RefSeq names its product potassium channel subfamily K member 9-like. Gene Ontology annotation, molecular function: potassium ion leak channel activity. NCBI's taxonomy places the organism in Eukaryota, Metazoa, Cnidaria, Hydrozoa, Anthoathecata, Hydractiniidae. Bases 603 to 1598 code for a protein of 331 amino acids. Gene Ontology annotation, cellular component: membrane. Gene Ontology annotation, biological process: potassium ion transmembrane transport; stabilization of membrane potential. The record is from RefSeq and is a predicted model, not a curated record. The transcript is spliced from 3 exons.